Messenger RNA from Acyrthosiphon pisum (pea aphid), 1264 nucleotides. Its product is annotated as putative nuclease HARBI1. NCBI's taxonomy places the organism in Eukaryota, Metazoa, Arthropoda, Insecta, Hemiptera, Aphididae. The record is from RefSeq and is a predicted model, not a curated record. The transcript is spliced from 3 exons. Bases 218 to 751 code for a protein of 177 amino acids.
GAAAUCAGUAUAGAAUAUAAUUUAAGUGAAGAAAAUAUGGUUGGUGAAAAAAGUAAAACCGUUGAGAAUAAUAUUUUAUUAAGUUUAUGGUACAUGGCCAAUUUAGAGACAUACAGGAAUUUGUUAUGUAUGAUUUUAUAACUGUGGACAACUUGGUGAUCGAUUUGAUGUGUCGAAAAGCAAUGCACAUGGUAUUGUCAGAAAAUUUAUUUCCAUUAUGGAAGUCCAUAAGCAUAAGUUUAUAAAAUGGCCUCGGGGAAAUGCUAUACAUCAAACUCUUCAAGAUUUUAAACACCUUAGACCAAAGGCUUUCCCUGGUGCUUUCAUGGCCUUGGAUGGAUGUCAUAUUAAAAUUCCUACUCCCUGGAAUAAACGUACACGAAUGAGGCAUGUUGAUCAACGUUGCUAUAUCAACCGCAAACAUGUAGCUUCUGUAGUUUUACAGGGAAUAUGUGAUAGCAAUCAAAAAUUUACCAAUAUUUUUGCGGGUUGGCCUGGUGCAUCACAUGAUGCCAGGAUUUUUAGAAAAAGUAAUAUAGGUGUUGCUCUAAAUGGUCCACUGCAGAAUUUAGUUCCAGAAAAUUGUUACAUCUUAGCAGAUUCUGCAUAUCCAUUAUCGGAUAAUGUAAUGGUUCCAUAUCAUGACAAUGGUGCACUAACACCUGAAAAGCAUAAUUUUAAUCGUAUCCUGAAUUCAUCUAGAGUAGUAAUAAAAUUAACAUUUGGAAAGUUGUUGGAACGAUUCAGGUGAUUUAAGUAUGUAUAUUUAGAAAUAUUAGGUAAAUAUUGAUAUUUAACACUGUACCACUCAUUAUUGCUGCCAUAAACUCACUCCCUAAACAUAUCGUUACUGACAUACAAUUUAAGAGUACAAUAUGUUUGGUUAUACAAAUAAUUUAAAUUAUUUUAUUAUAUACCCUUGUUUCUAAUUAAUUUUUACAUUUUGUAGGUACCUUGAAGUUUACAACAAAGAUUUUUGUGGUGCUUUUAUUUCAGCUGCAUGCUGUUUGCACAACAUAUGUAUGGACCAAAAUGAUCAAAUUGACUGUGCAGAUUAUACUUCUCAAAAUCAAGAAUACAAUUUAAAUAUUUCUGAAAUUAAUCUAAACACAACUAAUAAAAGAGAUGAAAUUUGUAAUGAAUUAUCUAUAAAUAUAUAAAUAAAAUUCAAUUUAAAUAUCGACACUUGUUUUAUUUUCAUGAUAAAUUUUAAUACAAAAUAAUUUUAUGUCUUUUACAAGUAUUAUGUCGAACCAUGCUUUGA